Messenger RNA from Phytophthora sojae, 516 nucleotides. RefSeq lists its product as hypothetical. The record is from RefSeq and is a predicted model, not a curated record. The transcript has a single exon. The coding region runs from base 1 to 516 and encodes 171 amino acids. NCBI's taxonomy places the organism in Eukaryota, Oomycota, Peronosporomycetes, Peronosporales, Peronosporaceae.
AUGGCGAGAGGAAACGGAGAUGACAUGCGCGAGGAAGGACGCGAUGGCGAGGGACGCGGUGAUGCGUCACGCCAGUCGCGUAGGUCUCAGGGGCUGCCGCCGGAGGAGCACGCGAGCUUGUACGAGGUUGUCCGGGCUGCUCGGAAGGCAGGCGCUGCAAAGCGCAAGGCGGCCCGCGAGGCGAAGGCCAAGUCGUUGGAGGAGCAGCCGACUCCAGCACCGUCCGUCCAGGAUGACGCGCACCAAGUGUCCCGGGAUGGCGAGCCGGACGUCCAGGAUCCUGACACGAAGACUGGCCAAGAUCAGGGUGAGUCCGUCCAGGAUGAGUCCGCCAAGGCGUCUGCGGGAGGCGCCGAUGAGGUUGAGCCCCCGGCGGCGGAUCGAGUUUCGGACUCUUUGCUGCUGGAUCAAGAUGCGGAGGCCAAGGAGGCCCCGAACCUGGAAGACAAGCCGCUGCCGACUGUCCAAGAAUUGGACGAGCUCGAGGACUCGCAAGAGACCUCGCCGUCCGCCUAA